GAUGCAUUGCAGGUGAAAUGAGUAAUCGAGCUAGACGCAAUGCUUUGUAUUGAUUUCAAGCGGGGGCUAACGUAUUUUCUGAAAACGAAUUAUAAUUGCCUUCAAUCUGUGCUUUAAAGUUAAAAGAACGGAAAGGUGGUUGCUUUCAAGCUGUGAAUAACAGUUUAAUGAACGGAAAACCUGUAUGUUAAAAGGAAACGAGAUUUAAAAAAAAUACCUUAAGUCGAUAACGUUGUUAACAAAAUACAUUCACAACAAGUACCAGUUUUUUGUUGAUGUGGUAAAGGGAUGCAGAACUCGUUUAAGAGUAAUAUUCCUGAUUGGAACUGACAUGGAGACAUCUAAACAGACGUCCAUAGAUGUAGAGCAGGAAAAUAAUGACGACGAGAAACGACCCUUGCAUGGCGAAGUACCGGGACGAAUAUCUUCAGCCAAACAUAUCGUUCAUGUUAUAAACUAUGGUACAGAUAACAGAUGAUAUUGCUGUCGGUAUCGUAACCAGUAGUGUCAUUGAGUGUGGUUCACAUUCAAACGACUCGAACGCAUCAGCGGAGGUCCUACUCGAGACAUCGUCUGCACCAUGAUAAAAGCGUGCAGAAACGGCCAAACCAGAGGAAAACACCAGUUGUGUUUGUCCAACUGCAUGCGCGGCUUCGGAUAUGUUGUCAAAGCAUUCUGUGGCGCAAUCGGGACGUGUGUCUGCCAAUGUGCGAAUAGAUUGUUACUGAACCUCUUCCUUCCGCUUUGUUCGAUGAGCAUCGCGAUAUCGAGCGUUGUUUUGCCUUACUGGGCCUGGGGUGAAGAAGACAAAGUAGCUGUUGGCUUGUUCAAAUGCUGCAAGUUUACCGAAAAGGACGUUAAUGACUGUUCACCAUUGUCUAACUGUGUUCCAUCAGAUUCUAAAAUUAAUUCGUUCAGCAAAGCAACUGCCGGGCUUCUGAUCACAUACAUUAUUUUAAACGGUUUAACAAUCUUACUGACAGUAGUAAGCCCACCAAGACAAGACUCUAAUCAGACAGAUGAGUCUCCAUGUUGCAAUGGAUUUUUUUGCGGCUACCAUUGGUUACAUCGGCAUCAUCGUAUUCUUAUCCGGUGUCAUCCAAUCAGAGAGCCUAACCAGAUUCCCACUCCGCCUGUCAAUUCAUCUGGCGAUGAUAUCAUGUGCUGUGAACAUGUCUUAUGCGUUUUGUUUAGAGAGCCUAAGAUUAUCGUCAGUGGACUAUGUAUAUGGGGUGAAAACAAGGACCAAUGCACGUCAUGA
Molecule: messenger RNA, 1261 nt
Organism: Mya arenaria
Lineage: Eukaryota; Metazoa; Mollusca; Bivalvia; Myida; Myidae
Exons: 8
Coding region: 581-1261 (226 amino acids)
Source: RefSeq, a predicted model, not a curated record